AUGGCACCCAACCCGACGUCGACGACGGCGGCACCGAAAAAUCGAAUAGACGCCUGCCGCGAGCGGCCCCUGGACCACUUCCAUCUUUUCUCGAAGCUCCCCACCGAACUUCGCCUGAGGAUAUGGAACUUUAACCUCCCGCCGCCGCGCAUCGUGCCCAUCAGGUGCGGCGCAAAAUCCCUCUCGUUCGCCUCGCACGCCCAAACCCCGCCGCCGUCGACGAGCGGCUGCACCUCAUACGUCGCUAUCCCCGUCAACCUCCACGUCUGUCACGAGUCGCGCUUCGAGGCCCUCAAGUCAUACGACCUCUGCUUCGGCAUGACGCGCAACCCGGGUCAGAUCUUCUUUGACCGAGACCACGACGUCCUCUACUUCGGGGCCCGCGACGGCUAUAUGGCCUCCGAGGCGCAGUUUCUGACCGUAAUGUCCCUCUGCGACCCCGACGACCUCGCCAACGUCCGCCAUCUCGCCGUCAACGACUCACUCUUCUGGGUGGACUCCAUGUACCAGAGCAUGUCAGCCGCAAACCUGACAGUGGAGGUCCUGAAGCAGAUCCACGCGCGCAUGCCACAGUUGGAACACCUCAUCUUCGUGCCGCGAGACGAGAAUCCCGUCUACGACGACCACGUUGAGCUCAUCGAGGCGAACCCGCACGGGGCGUUGGAGCAGAGGAUGAUGAGGCAGAUGGAGGCGGACGUCGAUCUGGGGGAUCAGAGGGGUGAUAUCCAGGUGCUUUCUCGCGAGAUGUUGAUCGACAUGAGGGGGUGA
Colletotrichum karsti is the source of this 768-nucleotide messenger RNA. RefSeq lists its product as uncharacterized. Lineage: Eukaryota; Fungi; Ascomycota; Sordariomycetes; Glomerellales; Glomerellaceae. The coding region runs from base 1 to 768 and encodes 255 amino acids. The record is from RefSeq and is a predicted model, not a curated record. The transcript is spliced from 3 exons.